AUGAACGCAACGCCAACCAGGUCUCAUUCCUUGCAUGAUGACACAUACUUGUAUCUUUAUGAUAUUACUGAAGAAUUUUCUUGGGGUUCAACUCCUAAUAAGAAAUAUUUGAAAGAAAACUCAGUGAAAGUUGGUCCGAUCCCAUUUAUAGAAUCCGAAGAGAAGAUUGAAAAAAUUGAAAUAACUGUUCAUGAUUUAUAUGUUCUCACCACCACAGGAAGGUUGUUUCAUUCCUCAGUGAAAAACAAACUCGUGUCCACCCAUGCAUUAAAUGAAUUAAAGUUGCCGAACCAAGCAGACGACGAAGCCAUUGCAGACAUCAGUUGCGGAACACAUCACUCAGUACUAUUGACAACAAAUGGAAAGGCUUAUGCCAAAGGAACAAACUCUCAUGGCCAACUUGGAAUGAAUGAUAUGACAGCUCGAGCCGAUUUCACGUUAAUUCCUUUUUUUGAAUCCCUUUGCUCCAAGGUUAGAUCUUCAAAAUAUAACUCGCUCGUGGAUUACCCAGUUAAAGUGGUUUCAGGAGCCGUAUUUACAAUGUUCAUGAUGAAAAGUGGAAAAAUAUAUUCAUGUGGAUCCAAUUAUUAUGAACAACAAAGUCUUCCUGCUUGUGCAUACAUUAUGAAGCCAACUAGACUUACUCAUUUCGAAAAUCAACCACUGAAAGUAGAUGCUAUAUAUUGCGGAAGAUCACAUUCAAUUUUCUCUGUGCAAGGAAAGCUUUUCAAGUACGGAACAGAAUCCCAUUCUAUUGAUAACAUUAAGUUAACAAGUCCGUUUGAUAGCAUUGAAAACGUUUUUGGUGGCCAAACCAACACCGUGCUCAUUUCAAAGUUCAAUAACCUGUUUUUAAACAACACCCAAUCAUCUCUGGAAAUUCCCUCUCAAAGAGGCCCAACAAAUGUCUACGAUCCUAUCAGAGGUUUGCUCCCAACUAGUUAUGGAGAACUUUUGUUCAACAAGAGAGGAUUAAUUGAAUUAACAAAUCCUGAUAACCUUCUCCUUCAAGUAGAUAAGGAUGUGCAAUUUUUUGGCAAGUUCAAUAGUUAUAUAGGAUUUGUCAGUCUUAAGUACAUGGCUCCCACUAGUUCUAACAAAGAUUUUAGAUUUACUGCUUCACUGUUGGAGAAGUCAAAACAAUUCAAAUAUGAAAAAGAUGUCAUCAAGGUGGGUGACAGCGAGGUUAUUGCGUUUUUGCCUUUCAUCAAAAAGAAAUACCCUCCUCUAUUUGAUUUAUUACACAAAAGCAAUUUACAUGUUUCUGAACAUUCAGCAGGUAUUAUUCAAAAUCUAGUUGACUAUUGCUUCACAGAAAACACCUCAUUUGUCAGCAAUUACAGCUAUGAAAUGAUUUUAGAACUGGUCUACUUUUUAGAGAUGACAGCUUUUAAUAAUGAUUUUUUCAUUGCCCAUUUACUGUUUGCCAUUAGAAAUCAAUUAUCAAACCUGUACAAUGAAGAACAUUGUGGCCAAAACAAAGAGAACCAAAACAAAUAUGUACAGUUAUUGUUAGACCAAAAAAUUUUCGGGAAAGUUCUUCCGGUAAUGACAUCCAUGAUUAUUCCAACUCCCUCUGUUACUGAUACAAAACACUUUGGAAAUUUGCAGGCCAUCCAAUCUUUGUUCGAUGAUGAAGAAACAAGUGAUAUUAUACUUGUAUUGGAUAGAAAAGGAACAAAGAAAAUUCAUUGCCACAAAACACUGUUGGCGUCUCAAAGUUUGUUCUUUGAAGCCUAUUUCAAUGGACAGUUCUCUGUUUCAAAAGAACUUAAUGUUUUCACAGAUCAAGAGGAUCCUGUUCUAGAAGACGAUGAUGAGUCUAAUAUCAAAACUCGAUCUUUGGAAAAAGUGUUCAUGAUGUUUUAUGGUAUUGAAUCCGACGUGGAGAAUGAGUUAGUAAUAAGCACAUUGGACUAUGCUCAUAAGUACAGCUGUGAAAGAAUAGUCUCUGAAUGUGUAAGCCUGUUCGAAAGAUCAUUGAACGAAGAUUCAUUUGAAAUGGUGAAAAAUUGGUUGGAGCCCAUAGAUUCAAGUGAGCGAACUGAUGUGCAAAACAUACUUUACUCUACCACCACGAAAUGGAACUCCAAGUUACCAAGCAAACAUUUUGCAUUCAAUAACAAGGAAGUGAGAAAGAAGAUGAAAUCAUUCAUUGAAGCGUUGGGCGGAUUUGUUGACAACAAAUUUAAUCCUGACACAACUACUCACUACAUUUGUUCGGAACUCCCGUCACUGGACGAUUUGGAGUUCGUUGCUGCAGCUGCUGGUAAUUGUUCCAUUCUGAUGGAGUCGUACAUUAGUUCAUGUGUGGAGAGUGGCCAAUUCUUGGAAGAAGACUCGUAUUUAAUUGAGGCAUCUUCCGCUUCCAAUGAAAAAGUGUUUCAAUUACUCACACUUAAUGCUACGCAAAGAAAAACAGGUGAAAAGAUAUUUGCUUCACUUCGAUUUCAUCUCGUGUUUGGCAACAAAUCCAAUGAAAGAUGUUGGGCGAAGAUUCUAAAGAGUGGAGGUGGACAAAUUGCUAAAAACGAUCUUGCUUAUUAUGCUACCCACGUUGUUUGUGACUCUGAAAUGUUACAAGAAUCACUUUCAACACUCAAAAACGCUUGUUUGUUGAAAGUACAAUCACCAAUCGUGGUCAAAUGCAAGGAUAUGGUGGAUAUUAUUUUAACCCGAAAUUGGGACAGUUAUUCCUUCAAUCCUGACCUCUUAAAAGAAACUAAGAGGUCCAAGAAGUCGCAAAAUUAA
This is a messenger RNA of Naegleria lovaniensis, 2751 nucleotides long. RefSeq lists its product as uncharacterized. Bases 1 to 2751 code for a protein of 916 amino acids. NCBI's taxonomy places the organism in Eukaryota, Heterolobosea, Eutetramitea, Acrasida, Naegleriidae. The record is from RefSeq and is a predicted model, not a curated record. Gene Ontology annotation, cellular component: cytoplasm. The transcript has 2 exons. Gene Ontology annotation, molecular function: protein binding; guanyl-nucleotide exchange factor activity.